AUGGGCAGGGCGCUAGGCGGCGGCGGCCAGGGUGGGGGAGGAGUGGGGUCGGGGCGGGGAUCGCCGAUGGGGCCAUUGCGGAUCGGCGCGAGGCCGGACACGAGGGUAGUGCAGGUGGACGACACGACGGUGCCGCUGCUGGACGGGCCGGAGGGGGGAGGGGAGCCGAGGGGGUUCUUCUGGAGGCCCAUUCUGUUCAGCGCGAGGAGGAAGAUCGGCGAUGUGGACUGCGGCGCGGCGCCGCCGAGGCGGUCGAUCGCCGUCGCACGGCCUCCGCCGGCGACGGCGCCACUGGAGGGGCGGUCCAGCGUCAACGGCACCGCUUUCAACCUGAUGAACACCAUGAUCGGAGCAGGCUUGAUGGCUCUGCCACGUGUGUACGCCAUGAUGGGCAUUAUUCUGAGUGUCUUCAUGACAAUUGUGGUGGCCACCUUCAUGUACCUGUGCUCCGCAGUGCUGGUGAGGGCUGCCGACCGAAGCUCCGAGAGGACCUACACUGAGCUGGCGAGGAGCCAACUGGGAUCAUGGGCUGGAUUUAUCGUCCAGUGUUCCAUUAUUCUCAACAAUGCAGGAAUCCUGCUGGUCUACUUGAUCAUUAUUGGGGACCUAAUGGUCGGCACGCAAAGCUCUGGAUACCAUGGACUGGUGACGUCAUGGUUUGGUAUCCACCCAGAGGCGGGAAAACUCCCGUGGUACUUGAGCCGCUGGUUCUCGGUCAUGAUGGUGUGCAUCGUGUUCCUGGGCCCGCUGGUCUUCCAAAAGCGCCUGCAUGUUCUGGCUCACACAAGCACUUUCGCAAUCGGCUUGGCCACUGCCUUUGCAGUGGCAACCACGCUGCUGGCCGUCGUGGUGGGGUUCCAGGGGAAAUUUGAUAAAAUCCCGUGGGGCAUGGACCCCUCCAUCAAGGAGCCCGACAUGCACAAGAACUGCAUUGCGGCGGUCGUGAUGACGGGAGUGCCGGUGCUGUUGUACGCGUUCGUGUACCUCUUCAACGUGCCACCGUUGAUGGCAGAGCUGAGGGACUACAGCCGCCCGCGCAUGAUCAAGGCCGUGCGCAUCUCCAUAGUCUCCACGACGAUCCUCUACAUCGUCGUGGGCGUGUCCGCAAGCCUGGUCUUCGGCGACGAAACCAAGCAAGACAUCUUGGUCAACCUGAACCCGAAGGCGCUGGGUGCCUUCAUGGGCCCCGACAUGGCGGAGACGCUGAGCUCCCUUGUUGCCCUGGGCUACGCCGGCAAGCUCAUCCUCAUUUUCCCUCUAGGAAACUGGUCGCUCAGGGAGAACUUGUCCGACUUGGCGUUUGGCACGCAGCGCCCCACGGGCUGGCGGUUCAACGUCAUGACCGCCGCCAUCCUGGUGGCCAUGUACGUCAUGUCGCUGAUGUGUGGCUCGGUGCUGAACGCCAUCGACAUCAUCGGCUGCACCGCCGCCGUAGGCAUCAGCUUCAUCAUACCCGCGUGGCUCAUCCAGAGGUUCGAGCCCAGCGGGUGCAUGAAGGCCUUCGGGGCGGCAGUGUGGGUCGUGGGGAUGUUCUGCCUUGUGGAGGGGUUGGUGGGGGAGAUGUGGCGGAUGGUGUACCAGGCGCCCCUCUUCUGCUGA
Molecule: messenger RNA, 1599 nt
Organism: Ostreobium quekettii
Lineage: Eukaryota; Viridiplantae; Chlorophyta; Ulvophyceae; Bryopsidales; Ostreobiaceae
Source: the annotation of a GenBank genome assembly